AUGUCUCAACAUGAACACAACAACCAUGUAAUUGAUGAUGAUCCUCUCAGCACCAUUCACCAUAACGUCCAACAAACUCAACAACACAAAAUUAUUCCCAGAUCUAAACUCUGCGAUUUGGAUCUCGAUACUUUGGAGUUGGUGUUGAGCUAUUUUACAGGAGCAAGUGAAAUUGAAUCUCUCAAAUAUUCAUGUCGAAAUUUAUUCCGAAUGUUAUCGGGUGGUUGGAAUUUGUUGGGUGAUGACUGCAAAUUGACGUCUGAAAUUGAGGAAAAUAUAAUGGAAAUGUAUUCGAACAAUCGUAUCAAUGAGAGAAUGGAAAAUAUGUAUUUACCGAGAGUUUAUUUAAAUGUGGCGUUUGGAGUUGAGGACAACACUCAAAGUAGGAUUGACAGUGAGGAAGAAGAACUCGAAAAUCCAAGUCUCUUACUGCAACAAUUCAUAGAACUAUUUGGAAAACAAAAUUGUAAACAAAUUGCAGAAUUUGAAGUAGAAGUUGUGAUUGAUUGGGAACAAUCAGAUGCUCUUUUGGAGUGUUUAGAUGGUAUCUAUGGGCCAACUCCGCCAACAUUAGGAAUUGAUGACGACAACAAUGACUUGCAAUCCAACAUUACCAAACCUGCGAUUAACAUGACCUAUCAUGCAAAAACAGAAGAGAAGAGACAGAAACUGAUUAAUCAACAUGUCACAAUUAAGGACAGGUUGAAAAAAUGGCGCAGUCAGUAUCCGACAUUACUCACGUGCACGAAAAAGAUGACUGCGAAUCCUUUCAGAGUAUUUAAAAAGUUUAUUCUGCAUAUCCAUAUAACCGAAAAAUACGAAACAACCAGAGGAAUACCUAGAGAAUCAAUUAUUCGAUUGAACAAUAGGAGAAGGUACUACGCACUUUUCGAAACAGUCGAUUCAUAUAUCAUUGACCUAUACCUUGGAGUUGUAGUCGAACAUUACAAACGAGUAUUAGCUUUUAGAAAACUUACAAUUUGGCGAUCUUCUCUCGAGGAAAAGCUCAAGGAUGUUGCAAAAAUUUCUUUAUAUGUAUUCUUUUAUUUUCGCUUAAUACCCAUUAUGGACAAGUGUGAAAUACCUCUAAAGAAAGUGUACAGCGAUGUGGAAAUGAAUUAUCUCAGUAGAUUGCUUCAACAUGGUGAGAUACCAAAAAUCUACAAAUUUUUAACACUUCAUCAAAAUCUUAUUUGUAGAUAUCGAAGGCAAAUCAUGAACAAGAAAAUUGCUUUGCCCUCUAUCAAGGAAGUUGAUUAUGAGCGUGGCCAAGUGGGAUCUCUUGCAAUGAUUAAUUAUUUCAAUUUAGUCUCAUUUGACACUAUGAACGAUAAUCAGAGAAUACAUUUCGUUCGGACUGCCCUCCAACACAUUUACAAGUCAGAACUUUCAAUAUCUGACGAAUGGAGAGAAAAAUAUUUCACACAAUUUGGAAUUGGAAAAGAUGAUGAAAUUCAAGUCGAGCGACCUUUGACAAAUGAACAACUGCUGCUAACAUUUACAUUUCAAACUUUAGAAUUCGAUCGAACCACAACGAAAAUGAAGCACAAUAUUUUCUCUCUGCCCAGGUAUCCACAAGUGAGUGUCUCGAGUAUGAGUCACACUCGUCCAAGUGAUAAGAGAUUAUUUCACGUCACUGCAGGAAUUGGAACUUUGGACAAGUGUUGUGUUGAAAAAUGGUGCGACGUACCUCUUCUUUCUCUAUGCAACUGUUCAUGCAUUUUAUGCUGCUGGUGCAUGACUUCUUGUUGUUGCUACAAGACCAACAAUUUCAUUGGAAACUCUUUAAGAUCAUGUGGAUAUCCAUAUUGGAUGGCGUCUCUAGCUGAUUUGUGUUGCUGUGUGAGUCAUAGAAUUCUGCCUUCACUCGAUCUUUCAUUUUGUUGUGAUGUCUAUAACAGUUUUUAUUCUACACCAUCAGGGAAAUAUUAUACAAGAUAUUCACAAUGGGAGGAACAUGAUCACUUUUAA
Messenger RNA from Naegleria fowleri, 1971 nucleotides. RefSeq lists its product as uncharacterized. Bases 1 to 1971 code for a protein of 656 amino acids. The record is from RefSeq and is a predicted model, not a curated record. The transcript has a single exon. Lineage: Eukaryota; Heterolobosea; Eutetramitea; Acrasida; Naegleriidae.